AAGCACAAUUAGGGUUUUAAAGUACACGAAAAUGACGAUGAUGGGGUUCUUGAAGUGGGACCCAAUGGUUCGGUGACCUGCGAAGAUUGUGAAGAGUACGAUCGUGUAGAGUGAGUCGACUGGAGUUGAGUGGAUGGAGAGUGAGUCAGCGAGGUCGACAGAGAAAGAUUGGGGAAAGAAAGUAUCAGAGAAGGUGAUAUCUGCAUAUAAAAGUCUUCCAAAGAAAGGAAAGCCGCAGGGACGCGAAGUCACUGUGUUGGCUGCCUUUCUCCUCUCUUCUCCUUCUCAAGGUUUGGAAGUUGUGGCAUUGGGAACGGGAACUAAAUGUAUUGGUGGUUCGCUCUUGAGCCCGCGUGGUGACAUUGUCAAUGAUGCCCAUGCUGAAAUUAUUGCCCGAAGAGCUUUAUUGAGGUUCUUCUAUACAGAGAUUCAAUGUCUUUCAAAUGCUUUGAAUAUAAAAGGAGCCCAAGAGUUGCUGGAUAAUGAUGUAACCAAUAAUUCAGUUUUCCAAUUGGACUCAACAGGUCCUGGCAAAGGGAAAUAUAAAUUAAGGGAGGGUUGGCAGUUACAUCUUUACAUAUCUCAAUUGCCAUGUGGUGAUGUUUCACUAAGCUCAUCUUUGCCUCCGCUUAGAAAUAUCGAUGCAAGAGAAUGUAACUCAUCAGCAUCUCUGCAUAAGCUUAACAUUUCCAUGGAAGAGAUUAACGAGGCUUCAAGAACGAAUAUCAUUAAUGAUGAUGGCCUGCAAUACACUGGAAAGGUUCAAAGGAAGCCUGGUCGUGGUGAUACGACGUUUUCAGUUAGCUGUUCUGACAAGAUAACUCGUUGGAAUGUUGUUGGAGUUCAAGGAGCUUUGCUUUCUUACUUUCUUCAACCUGUUUACCUUUCUUCCGUUACUGUUGGACAGUCCCCUAACAUUUCUGAAGAUUUUCCCUUGGAAGAUCACUUGGAAAGAUCAUUAUAUGAUCGAAUUUUGCCAUUAUCAAAUGAGGUUAUGGGCUCCUUUCAAGUAAAUAAGCCACUAUUUUGGGCAGCACCAAUACCACCAAGGGAGUUUCAGCAUUCUGAGACUGCUUCAACCACAUUAACAUGCGGGUAUUCCAUAUGUUGGAAUAAGUCUGGACUGCAUGAAGUUAUUCUUGGAACCACUGGGAGAAAACAAGGAACCUCUGCUAAAGGGGCACUUUCUCCAUCUACUGAGUCAUCUCUAUGCAAAAAGCGGUUAUUGGAGGUUUUCCUGUUGCUGGGGCAUGAAUGCAGAAUCAAACGCCAAACCAGUGGCCUUUCAUAUCGAGAACUCAAGGAUGGGGCUAAGGGAUACAAUUUACAUUCAAAAAUUUUUAAAGGGAGAGCACCAUUCAGAAGUUGGCUAUUGAAACCUUUAAAUUAUGAGGCCUUUUCCAGAGCAGUGAGCUGCUAGACUAGUAAUCUUACUUUUGACUACUUUGAGCACUUUUGUGCGCUGUAAAAGCUGUUGAAGAGCUCCCUUGGCAAGUUUCAAUUUGGUUGUGAGCUAUCAAGGAUGGAGCAUUUCUUGGUUAUUCCCAUUUAGUGCAUCUGUACUCAGAAAUCACAGUCUAAUGACAUGGUCCUGCUGCCCAUAUUUUUUGGCUCAAGAGCUUUUAACAGAGACUGUAACUAAGACUUGAUCAUUAUCUCAAUGACAUCAAGCAUUCUCUGUAGCUCUAUUUUUGGGAGGUGUGAUAGCAUAGUGCAGAGAUUCCAAUGCAGAGAAAUAGAAGAAGCAGUUUCCUGAGAAAACUGCAAUUGUAAUUGCGUAAAAUUUGUCUCAAGACAGAAGGUAACUUGCCCGUGGGUGAAGCACUGGGCAUUGUGGAAUUACAAGUCAAAGCUUCUUCUUCUUGUUUUAUAUGCGUUGAGAUCUGAUAUUUCCCUGUUUUAUGCCUAACUUACAGGAUGAGAUUAGAAAUUAGAAAACAUACGGUAUAUUUUAUUGAAAGUGGUCACUCUUCUUCUUCGCUGUAAGGCCUUCUUUCGAGCUAAAGCUAAACAUUUACCUUGGUCACUUUUUUAGUGUUAUUCUUCAACUAAGUAAUAUAAUAUGAUGUGGUAGCAUUUAAUUGA
This is a messenger RNA of Mangifera indica (mango), 2085 nucleotides long. RefSeq names its product tRNA-specific adenosine deaminase TAD1. The record is from RefSeq and is a predicted model, not a curated record. Gene Ontology annotation, cellular component: nucleolus; cytoplasm. Gene Ontology annotation, biological process: adenosine to inosine editing; RNA processing. Bases 134 to 1420 code for a protein of 428 amino acids. NCBI's taxonomy places the organism in Eukaryota, Viridiplantae, Streptophyta, Magnoliopsida, Sapindales, Anacardiaceae. The transcript has 11 exons. Gene Ontology annotation, molecular function: double-stranded RNA binding; double-stranded RNA adenosine deaminase activity; tRNA-specific adenosine deaminase activity.